Molecule: messenger RNA, 267 nt
Organism: Symbiodinium sp. CCMP2456
Lineage: Eukaryota; Dinophyceae; Suessiales; Symbiodiniaceae
Source: the annotation of a GenBank genome assembly
AUGGCGGAUGGAGGAGAAAGCUCCCCACCGAUCAAGCUUUCACCGAGUGCCUCAAGGACGAGUCUGGGCUCGGAUGCCUCCGCGAAGACGCUGAGGAAAGCCAGCUUCCUUGGCCCCGACGACAAUGCCUCGGCAAACGCGUUCACCUUGCGGAACUUCACCCUUCAGGACCGGCUCGAGACGAAGAUCAAAAACGAGAUAAAGAGUACGAAAUCCAUCAGUUUGGAGCACACGCACAAGGCUGAGGACAACCAUGAAAAGAACAAG